This is a messenger RNA of Protobothrops mucrosquamatus (brown spotted pit viper), 1646 nucleotides long. RefSeq names its product desmin (gene DES). The transcript is spliced from 9 exons. Lineage: Eukaryota; Metazoa; Chordata; Lepidosauria; Squamata; Viperidae. Gene Ontology annotation, biological process: skeletal muscle organ development. Gene Ontology annotation, cellular component: Z disc; sarcolemma; cell-cell junction. The record is from RefSeq and is a predicted model, not a curated record. Bases 56 to 1444 code for a protein of 462 amino acids.
GCCUUCUCACCCAGAGUAGCUGCUGCCUUCCUGCCUGUCCCACCAAGCUGCCACCAUGAGCUUCUCCAACCAGAGGGUCUCCUCGUACCGCCGUACCUUCGGCGGGACAGCUGCCCCUUCCUUCGCAUCCCCUUCCUUCCCACGGGCUUCCUUCGGCACCAAGGGCUCUUCUUCCAGCUCCAUGUCCUCUCGGGUAUACCAAGUGUCCCGUAGUGCUGCAAUGCCCACCCUUUCUAGCUUCCGCUCAAGCUACUCAGCCCCACUGCGUUCAGCCUAUCAAGGCGCCGGCGAGGUCCUUGACUUCUCCCUAGCUGAUGCCAUGAACCAGGAAUUCCUGCAAACCCGUACAAAUGAGAAAGUGGAGCUGCAGGAACUCAACGACCGCUUCGCCAAUUACAUUGAGAAGGUCCGUUUCCUGGAGCAGCAGAAUGCCCUCAUGGUGGCUGAAGUCAAUCGACUCAAGGGCAAGGAGCCCACGCGCAUCGCCGAGAUGUAUGAGGAAGAGCUGAGGGAGCUGAGGCGCCAGGUGGAGCUGCUGACCAACCAGCGAGCACGGGUGGAUGUGGAGAGGGACAAUCUGCUGGAUGAUCUCCAGAAGCUGAAGCAGAGGUUGCAAGAGGAGAUUCAUCUUAAAGAAGACGCAGAAAACAACUUAGCUGCUUUCAGAGCUGAUGUUGAUGCAGCCACUCUGGCCCGUAUUGACUUGGAGAGGCGUAUCGAAACAUUGCAGGAAGAAAUUGCUUUCCUCAAAAAAGUGCAUGAAGAAGAAAUUAGAGAAAUGCAAUCCCAGCUGCAAGAACAACAAGUCCAGGUGGAGAUGGACGUGUCAAAGCCAGAUCUGACCGCAGCACUGCGUGACAUCCGUGCCCAGUAUGAGAACAUUGCUGCAAAGAACAUCUCUGAAGCAGAAGAGUGGUACAAGUCCAAGGUGACUGACCUGACUCAGGCAGCAAAUAAAAACAAUGAUGCCAUUCGCCAAGCCAAGCAGGAGAUGAUGGAGUACCGGCAUCAAAUCCAAUCAUUCACCUGUGAGAUUGAUGCUCUGAAGGGCACGAAUGACUCUCUGAUGAGGCAGAUGAGGGAGAUGGAGGAGCGCUUUGCUGGCGAGGCUGGCAAUUACCAGGACACAAUCCAGAGGCUUGAAGAGGAGAUCAGGCAUUUGAAGGACGAGAUGGCACGGCACCUGCGCGAGUACCAGGACCUGCUCAAUGUCAAGAUGGCUCUUGACAUUGAGAUUGCCACUUACCGCAAGCUGCUGGAGGGUGAAGAGAGCAGAAUUUCACUGCCCAUUCAAACUUUUUCUGCCAUCAACUUCCGAGAGACCAGCCCAGAGCAGAGGAGCGCUGAGGUCCAUACCAAAAAAACAGUGACCAUCAAAACCAUCGAGACACGUGAUGGGGAGGUGGUCAGCGAAGCCAUGCAGCAACAGCAUGAAAUGCUGUAGGUCUUGUAACUCCCAGAGCCACUUGGCCCAUCUCAACCCUCUCCUUCUCAUGUGCAAAAAUCAGGGGAUGCCAGUUCCCACACCCCCCUUUUGUAAGAGCACCACUGGACAACCUCACCCGCUCAACUGAAUGUACAAGAAGCCUUCUGUGUUGCCCAAAGCCUCUCUCCUUCGGCUCCCUUUCUGCACUCCCUUUCCUUUC